AAGUUUCUAGAGCAAAUGUUUCAGCUCGACAGUAUUUUGUGAGAGGACGUCGCUUCGCGCUAAAACGGCGAGAACAAAUUAGUUUUCUCCUUUUGUGACAUUAUCAUAUCAACUACGAUGGCUUUACCUGGUCCCAAUAAAGACAACAUCAGAGCUGGCUGUAAGAAAUGUGGAUAUCCCGGGCACUUAACAUUUGAGUGCCGAAAUUUUGUCAGAGUGGAUCCCCAGAAAGACAUAGUUCUGGACGUAAGCAGCACAAGCUCUGAGGAGAGUGAAGAAGACGAACCUGUUCCUCAGCUGAGUGAGAGGCUGGCACGAGCCAGGCAGCGCCGUAAAGGGUCCCAUGAUGAUGACAGAAAGAAAAAACGCAAACAGAAGAAGAGCAAAGACAGAAAGUCAAGAAAAAGAUCCUCGUCAUCGAGUGAAGAGGCGACUUCAAAAAAAAGAAAGAAGUCCAGCAAAUCUGACUCAUCAGAUGAAGAGGAGAGACAGAAAAAAAAGAAGCAAAGCCACAAAAAGAAGAGCAAAAAGAACAAAAAAGAGCAUGGAAAACAUCACAAAAAGAGACCGAAGAAGAGAAAGCCCGAGUCAUCCUCCUCUUCCACCUCCAGUGAAUCUUCGGAAUCUGACUGAACCAACAAACUUUGUAGAUGUCACAUUUUUCUUCAGCACAUCAUAAAAAGUGAGCUUUGGAGACUUUGUUAAUAAAUACAGCAGUUCAUCUUGUUCCAUCCCAAAGACCUUUAUGCUGAAACUGAUCAGUGUAAGGACACUGGAUGGCGCUGGAUACGGUGGGGUUUUGUAACCGCAAGACUGAGAACGUGGAAAGUCUUACUGCUGUUCUAUAUUUUGAAAGUAGUUUACAAAACCAAGAAACUUCCCGUAAUAGCAUGAUUUACAUUGCCUUUAUGUAUAACAUAUUUUAUUUUGCAUUGGACGGUUUGUAUUACACAGAGGUCUCAUAAGUGUCACAUUUUUUUUAGAAAGCAAGAAAUCCUGAAUGGUUCUGGGGAGAAAAAUUUCCAUCCUCUUUUUCCACUUUUUUUUUCACUUAACAAUCCACAUCCUGUCCAGAGUCAUCCACACAUUUGAAGCUUUUACAGCAAUCUUUAACUUUGAGGAGUCUAACUAAACCUUUUUCUCCAACUGUU
Messenger RNA from Cololabis saira (Pacific saury), 1151 nucleotides. RefSeq names its product SREK1-interacting protein 1 (gene srek1ip1). Lineage: Eukaryota; Metazoa; Chordata; Actinopteri; Beloniformes; Belonidae. Gene Ontology annotation, molecular function: nucleic acid binding; zinc ion binding. The transcript has 5 exons. The coding region runs from base 118 to 633 and encodes 171 amino acids. The record is from RefSeq and is a predicted model, not a curated record.